GUCAUCUAUCAAAAUCUCAUUGGAUUGAAUUUCAGUUACCAGCUGAGUGAGAUUUGCGGUGUGGACUUUCUCUAUUAUAAACACAGAUUUAUCGUGAAAAGUAAAAAUGACUCCCGAAGAAACAAUUGAAAGGUUCAAGCUUUUGGGCUUAAACGAACAAAAAGCAAAGGAAACGUUGAAAAACACCAAUGUUACAAAGUAUUUACUCGCCGCACUCAAUGAGGUGGACGUGGCAAAGUUACCAACGGGAGCUGGUAUGUUGAUAUACCAUCUGGCAACAAAGAUCAAGCCCCAGAUAGCUGCCAAGUUGCCGUUCGUAUGCGGUUUCAUAGCCGAUGGGAAGCUAGACUCCACUAUAAGGGUGGAAGCAGCCAUAGAGUAUCUAAUCACCCAUGUCAAUGAAGCAAAAGUAGACCGUGAAGCAUUUGAAAAAGCUUGUGGAGUAGGUGUCGUGGUUACACCCGAGCAAGUUGAACAAGCUGUGGAGAAGCAUAUGGCCAAGCAUAAAGCAGAAUUGUUAGAGAAAAGGUACAGAUUCAAUGCUGGUAUUGUAAUGCAAGCAGUACGAACAGACUUACCCUGGGCUGAUGGGAAAGCUAUCAAAAAUGAAGUUGAUGUCCAGAUUUUAGAUCUGUUGGGUCCAAAGACUGAAGCUGAUUUAGCACCUGUACCAAAGGCUGAAAAGAAACCUAAAGGUGAUGCAGGGAAAAAGGCCAAGAAGCCUGCUGAAGCUGCUGCAGCAGGAGGCGCUAGUAAACCAGCCACAGAAAAUGGUGAUGCAUUUGAUGUUGGCGGUGCUUCAUCUAUAUCGGAGUUAAUGAAAAAGUUACCUUUCCAUGCUCCCGGAGAAAACUUUAAAUCUGAUGGCUAUGUUGUUACCAAUGAUACAAAACGCUUGCUUGAAGAGCAUUUGAAAAUAACCAGUGGAAAAGUCAGGACUCGAUUCCCUCCAGAGCCCAAUGGUAUCUUGCACAUUGGGCAUGCAAAAGCUAUUAACAUUAACUUUGGGUAUGCUGCUGCUCAUGAUGGGAUCUGCUUCCUGAGGUAUGAUGAUACCAACCCUGAGAAGGAGGAAGAGAAGUUCUUUGUUGGUAUUAAAGACAUGGUGGAGUGGUUAGGUUACACACCAUACAAAAUUACUCACUCGUCCGACUACUUCAACCAGCUGUAUGAGUGGGCAGUGCAACUGAUCAAGAAAGACCUUGCUUAUGUGUGUCACCAGAAGUCUGAAGAAAUCAAGGGCUUCAAUCCUCCACCCUCACCAUGGAGGAAUAGGCCAGUGGAGGAAAGCUUGCAACUGUUUGAGGACAUGAAAAAUGGCAAAAUCGACGAAGGGGACGCAACAUUACGUAUGAAGAUUACUCUUGAGGAGGGCAAACAGGACCCUGUAGCUUACAGAAUAAGGUUUAAGCCUCACCAUCGCACUGGCAACAAGUGGUGCAUCUACCCUACUUACGAUUACACUCACUGUCUGUGUGACAGUAUUGAGCACAUCACCCAUUCAUUGUGUACCAAGGAGUUCCAGUCUAGAAGGUCCUCAUAUUAUUGGUUGUGCAAUGCGCUCGGAAUCUACUGCCCCGUGCAGUGGGAAUACGGCCGUCUCAAUGUCAACUACACUGUAGUGUCCAAGAGGAAAAUUGCUAAACUCAUUGAAGAGAAAAUUGUUAAUGAUUGGGAUGACCCGAGACUGUACACGCUGACAGCGCUGCGUCGCCGCGGCGUCCCCUCCGAGGCCAUCAACACGUUCUGCGCGGGACUCGGCGUCACCGGCGCCGUGGGUGCCGUGGACCCCGCCAUGUUAGACGCCAGUAUCAGAGACGUACUUAACAAUACAGCUCCCAGAACGAUGGUAACACUAGAACCGCUUAAGAUCACAAUAACAAAUUACCCACACGAAGGCAGCUUAGAGAUCCCUGUACCAGACUUCCCAAGUGAACCCACUAGAGGGCAGCACAACGUAAAGCUUAAUAGAGUUCUUUACAUCGAGGCCUCCGACUUUAAGGAGGUUCCCGAGGCUGGAUACCGGCGGUUGACUCCCAAUCAGACAGUGGGGCUUAGGCAUGCUGGCUAUGUUCUUACGGUUUUGAAAGUGAACAAGGACAACCGUGGCAGAAUCACCGACUUGGAAUGUUCCGUGGAGAGCAGUGAAACAGCACCGAAACCCAGGGCUUUCAUUCAUUGGGUCUCUGAGCCCGUCACUAUUGAAGUCAGGCUGUACGAGUCGUUAUUCCUACACAAGAACCCGGAGGAUCCAAGCGAGGUGCCUGGUGGUUUCCUCUCUGAUUGUCGCAAAGACAGCCUGAGGGUCGUGAAGGCCUAUGCUGACUCUUCACUCACCAGUGCCAAAGUAUAUGACAAGUUCCAAUUCGAAAGAAUUGGAUUCUUCUCAGUAGAUCCUGAUUCAACGAGUAAUCACUUGGUGUUCAACAGAACGGUUUCUCUCAAAGAAGAUACCGGAAAAUAGAAAACAUAAUUAUUUAUUUCAUUGUAAAAACAAUUUUAUCUAAUAAAAAUUGGUUUACAUAUUUAUAAAA
Messenger RNA from Spodoptera frugiperda (fall armyworm), 2534 nucleotides. It is a transcript of the gene GlnRS, whose product is annotated as probable glutamine--tRNA ligase. The transcript is spliced from 12 exons. Gene Ontology annotation, biological process: glutaminyl-tRNA aminoacylation; translation. The record is from RefSeq and is a predicted model, not a curated record. The coding region runs from base 107 to 2464 and encodes 785 amino acids. Gene Ontology annotation, cellular component: cytosol; cytoplasm; aminoacyl-tRNA synthetase multienzyme complex. Gene Ontology annotation, molecular function: glutamine-tRNA ligase activity; ATP binding. NCBI's taxonomy places the organism in Eukaryota, Metazoa, Arthropoda, Insecta, Lepidoptera, Noctuidae.